CCGGAAUUAUGUUUCCGCUGCACCGUCCUUCACUACAAGAAGUAUCAGCUGUUGUUGUCGAUGUCUUCUUAAAUGCACUAAUGCAGUAGACCGAGGAUGGAGCCAUCAUCAACUUUCACCUCUGUAGGCGUGAACGAGUGAACGUCAGACAUGCUGACAGGACUCGUUGCCUCCGCCUGCCGCUCUCUGAAGAGGACGUGUCCCCACUGGAAAGCCGCUCUAUCCGGGACUCAGCCGGGACGAUGGCUGCGGGCAGCUAUAGCACAAAGACGGGCUCACGGAUGGACCACGGCACCGUCGUCAAGGAUAAAUCAGAAGCCGGUGUUCGCCAGAGCCCCGGCGUUUGGAGAAAAGCUCGCGAUCAUAGACAGCAGCGGCGGCCACAGCUACAAGCAGCUGUACAGCAGCAGCUUGGGCCUCGCGGGCAGAAUCAGCACCACUUUAAACUGUGAGUUGGGAGGUCUGGAAGGACAACGGAUUGCCUUCCUGUGUGCUAAUGACGCCUCGUAUACGGUGGCACAGUGGGCGACUUGGAUGAGCGGGGGGACGGCCGUGCCCCUCUACAGAAAACACCCGCCAUCUGAACUGGAGUACAUAAUCACCGAUUCCCAGAGUUCCCUGCUCGUGGUGGCGCAUCCCUACGUGGAAACCCUCGAGCCGCUGGCCCAGAAGCUGGGGCUGCCAUGCCUCGAGCUGCCCCCGACUUCUCACCUGGACACUUUAAGUGGGACGGAGACGCGGGACGAGGAGGCGGCCGCCGAGGACUGGGACCAGCGGCCGGCUAUGGUUAUCUACACAAGCGGAACCACAGGGCGGCCCAAAGGAGCUCUGCACACGCACAGCAGCAUUCGAGCCAUGGUCCGGUGUCUGGUGUCGGAGUGGGCGUGGUCCAGAGACGACGUCAUCCUGCACACCUUGCCGCUCCACCACGUGCAUGGCAUCGUCAACAAGCUGCUGUGCCCGCUCUGGGUGGGCGCCACAUGCGUCAUGCUUCCCGAGUUCCAGCCUCAGAAGGUGUGGGAGAUGCUGUUAAAUUCCAGGGCUCCGAUGGUUAAUGUAUUCAUGGCUGUGCCAACUAUUUACUCCAAGCUGAUCCAGUACUAUGAUCAGCACUUCACACAGCCUCGCGUGAAGGACUUCAUCAAAGCCGUCUGCAAAGAGAGGAUCAGGCUGAUGGUUUCGGGUUCGGCCGCGCUGCCGCUUCCCACGCUGCAGCGCUGGGAGGAGAUUACAGGACACGUGCUGCUGGAACGCUAUGGCAUGACUGAGAUCGGCAUGGCCCUGUCCAACCCUCUCAAGGGCCCACGCAUUCCAGGAGCAGUGGGGGUGCCUCUUCCCGGCGUGGACGUCCGGAUCGUCAUGACCAACGCGGCCAACACCACCAUAGUGGAGGGAAACCACAGAGAGACUCGGGUGCGUUCAGGUCUGGAGGGGAAGGAGGGGGAGCUCCUGGUCCGAGGUCCGUCUGUCUUUAAAGAGUACUGGAACAAACCCCAGGAGACCAGAGAGUCUUUCACUGAUGACGGCUGGUUCAAAACAGGAGACACAGUGGUUUAUAAAGACGGCGUCUAUUGGAUUAUGGGCCGCAGCAGUGUCGACAUCAUCAAGAGCGGCGGCUACAAGAUCAGCGCGCUGGAGGUGGAGCGUCACCUCCUGGCUCAUCCUGACAUCAUAGACGUGGCCGUGGUCGGGGCUCCGGAUGCCACAUGGGGUCAGAAAGUUACGGCCGUGGUGCAGCUGAAGAAGGGGCGGAGCAUGUACCUGGCAGACCUGAAGACGUGGGCGAGGGAGCACAUGGCGCCCUACACCAUUCCCACAGGCCUGGUGCUGGUGGACGAGAUUCCGAGGAAUCAGAUGGGCAAGGUCAACAAGAAAGACCUCGUGCGACACUUCUUUUGAUGACCGGACAACUUUGAGACGUACGCACAUCCUGCUUAAAGAACUGAAGGUGCACAAGCAGUCCCUAUGCAGUCCCUUUGAGAAGAGCACACCGACAACACAGACACGUGCUGUAUAUAAGGGAAUGCAAAAUAGUAGAUAAGCAACUUAAUUAAUCAGAACUACAAAUGCUGCUGCAAAGGUAAUUUUGUUGCAUUGAAUUUCAAUCAUCCCAAGCAUUCUUCAUUAGUUGCUGCAUAAGAGAGAUCUGGAAAGCAUCGCUUUAAUGUCUAAUUAGAUUAAAGCAUCGCAAAAAACAGGUCUCUGUGUGAGCCCAGCAAAUUAAUGAACGAAAGGUUUGAAAAUAGCUGAAAAUGCACGAGAAAUAAUGGGUGCAAAUGAACUAACCAAAAUGAACGUUACAUAUAAGAUGAAAUAUGUUGCCCUGUGAAGGGUUUUCACUUGCCACUGGUCCAAGCAACAUACUUUUUUUUUUAGUUUUUAGCCAUUUUAGUGUAUGCAGUGUUGUCUUCACACACGCUUGAAACUAAUUGUAUACACUAUAAAUGCAGUUUGUGUUUCAAUGGACGCUGUACAGCGAUCAGGCAUAACAUUAUGACCUCAGUAACCAUCUUAUAACAAUUGAGUGUUCUGCUGGGAAACGUUUGGAUCUAGUAUUCAUUUGUGUGGAUGGUACUUACCAUGUAGCACCCACGUAGACCAGACCAUAAACUGUACAAAGAUGGCAGAUGCCACAAGGGAGGCGGAAGGGAGACCUACACAGUGUUAGGAAGGUGGUCAUAAUGUUAUGCCUGAUCAUUGUAGUCGCGCAAAGGAAAUGGGAAACUACCUUUUUGUGAAGGUCCUUUUAAUACUGCACUUUCAGAACAGUGCAAAAGAAAAGAGAUUCAUAAGUGCUACAUAACGUAUAUGACUCACAGUCCCUUUAAAGUUGAAUUGUGGGAGGAUGGCAACAGCUAGUUUUGCCUCCUGAUAAAUAAUUACACGCACCAUGAACACGAUUUGUUCCACUAAAAAGGCUUAAAAAUAGCAACGUUUUAUUAAAGAGUGCCUUGUGAACUCUUAUUGGCGUUAUUCAGAUUUUAUAUAGUGACUGUUUUCCUUGUACAUAGAGUGAAGUGACCACAAUUAAUGCUAGUCAGUGCUUAAACACUGGUGCUAGAACGUGACGAACUUUAAAGUUGGGAUGUAUUAGCUUCCUAACGUUGUACACACACACUGGUGCUGCUUGAAACGACGGUGUUAAUCUGAAAAUGAAGUUGUUUUAUAAAAUCUGAAUUAAAAUGUGUUUGCGA
Mugil cephalus (flathead mullet) is the source of this 3194-nucleotide messenger RNA. RefSeq names its product acyl-CoA synthetase family member 3 (gene acsf3). Lineage: Eukaryota; Metazoa; Chordata; Actinopteri; Mugiliformes; Mugilidae. The record is from RefSeq and is a predicted model, not a curated record. Gene Ontology annotation, biological process: fatty acid metabolic process. Gene Ontology annotation, molecular function: medium-chain fatty acid-CoA ligase activity. The coding region runs from base 151 to 1899 and encodes 582 amino acids. The transcript is spliced from 10 exons.